Messenger RNA from Arvicola amphibius (Eurasian water vole), 319 nucleotides. Its product is annotated as cytochrome c oxidase subunit 6A2, mitochondrial. The record is from RefSeq and is a predicted model, not a curated record. The transcript is spliced from 3 exons. Gene Ontology annotation, biological process: mitochondrial electron transport, cytochrome c to oxygen. Gene Ontology annotation, cellular component: mitochondrial inner membrane. Gene Ontology annotation, molecular function: enzyme regulator activity. Lineage: Eukaryota; Metazoa; Chordata; Mammalia; Rodentia; Cricetidae. Bases 26 to 319 code for a protein of 97 amino acids.
UGUCAUUCCCGGCGUCUCCUCAGCAAUGGCUCUGCCUCUUAAGGUCCUGAGUCGGGGCCUGGCCAGUGCAGCCAAAGGAGACCAUGGCGGGGCAGGAGCCAACACCUGGCGCAUCCUGACCUUUGUGCUAGCACUGCCCAGUGUGGCGCUCUGCUCCCUCAACUGCUGGAUGCACGCUGGCCACCAUGAGCGCCCAGAGUUCAUCCCUUACCACCACCUCCGCAUCCGCACCAAGCCCUUCUCCUGGGGGGACGGCAACCACACGCUCUUCCACAACCCCCGUGUCAAUCCUUUGCCCACCGGCUAUGAGGACUCUUGA